AUGGCUGCUGCCUCUAGAGCACUUACUCCUACGCAAACAGGACCACUUUCGUCCACCACUGUCGCUCCCGAUACUCCCAUCUCCAUCUCACCAAACGAACCCACGAAACAGCCAACUUGGCACCCCCCAUUGUCCCCUUCCGGCAUCGCUGGUCUGAAAGCUUCACUCUCGCCAAAGUCCCCGAGGAUCGGACUGACGAGACUGUCUCCUCAGCCCCUCACGGGAGCUGCUGCUCUUGCAGACGAGCGUCGGCUAAGGGAAGAGCAACUACGAGGGCAAGCUCGUCAGCUUAGUCCGAACCCGGGGUUCAACGCGGUUAAAGCCUUGCUGGGCGCCGCAAACCCAGGCAUGAGUAAAGCGAGAGAUGCGCCUUCGGCCUCAACAAUGAGCGAACCACUUGCGAGGGUGGCGAAGUCGAUCACGAUACCCGAAAAUGGAUCGGUAGAUAGCAGCAACAUGCAGACGAGUCCAGUGAGCUUGGCGAGCUUCGGUUCACUGGAAGGCGCAACUGCGCCAACCGCUACUGCCACCGCCAUUGAAGCUCCGGCACUUGGAUCCCUAUCCGGCACUCAAGCGCCUAUGGUACGGACCCCAGAGCAGCAGAACAUGUCUGGUGGCAUCUUGUCUUCUGCUGGCGAAGAUAUCGCAUCCUCCAACCGAGCAUUUACACUUCCAGCCCCGGCGCCGCAUGAUCCGAGCAUGCGCCCCCCUACGAGGAACAUGAGUCUUCCCAUGCCCGGGUUCGGGCAAAAUAGUCCCAAGUCUCCGUCCACGAAGAGACACAAGUGUCCAUACUGCUCGACGGAUUUCACACGGCACCACAACCUGAAAAGCCAUCUUCUUACACAUAGCCAAGAAAAGCCCUACGAGUGUACAACAUGUCAGGCUAGAUUCCGCAGGUUGCACGACCUGAAGCGUCACACAAAACUACAUACUGGCGAGAGGCCGCAUACAUGCUCAAAAUGCGGGCGUCGCUUUGCGCGCGGCGACGCGCUUGCGAGACAUACCAAAGGUCAAGGUGGCUGCGCAGGCCGAAGGUCGAGUUUUGAAGAACUGGCAGACGGUAAAGGGGGUGAAGCGAUGGAGGGACUUGAGUAUGAGGGCGAUGACGACGAAAGAAUGGAUGACGAGGAGCCCGAAAACGGAAGGAACGGCGGCCGGCGCGAAAGUGAGUCUUCACAUGCACACAACACGCGUCAAGCUUCGACGUCAGCACCGUAUCAAAAUCGGAUGCCGAGUACCUAUCCUCCAUUAGCUGGCCAUCUCGGGAGCAGUGGUUCCAAGUUGCUAUAUCCGCCAGGGUCGUCAUCGUCACGUGAUCCGUCCACACUCAGCUCAAGGACUACCGGCUCGACUUACUCAUCAUCAAUCCACUUUCCAGGACAGGCGGCAUCAGUUUUCGCUCAAGGUGGAAUGACCGAAAGUCCGAAGCCUCUUUCUCCUGGCCAACCCGACCCACAUCAGCAACGUCCUGGCAUUUCGGAAACGGCGAAUCACGCCGGUGGUCGCUCACCGGCUGAGCAGUUUCAGCAGCAGCAGCAAUUCGGUCGCGGAAUAAGCAGGCACAACUCGUCGUCCCUAAGCCAUCCGCCUCAUCUCCCUUCACUACCGGGACUUGGUGCACCAGAAAGGCGGAUGACUGGACCACCACAGCAGAUGUCAGGCGGCGCACAACCUGCUCCAAACAUGCUGCAUCAACCCAUACCGCCUCCUCCAGCGAUGGGGUCCAACGCGAGUAGUCUUUCAAGUCAAACGCAUCACACCGGCAGCGGCGCGAGCAUGCCCGGUGGCAGAGAGCAGGACAUGUGGGCCCGCAUUCACGAGCUGGAAGUCAGACUCAUGCAGCAAAGCAACGACUACGACGCUAAGCUCAGCCGGUUGGCAGAGGAAAACAGCAGACUCAGGGAGCGAAUCGGCUCGCUUGAGAACGCGCUGCUACACAGGCCGCAACAUCCAUCGCCACAUCUACAGCAGCAGCAGCAGCAGCAGCAGCAGCAAGGCCGCUAA
Molecule: messenger RNA, 2007 nt
Organism: Coniosporium apollinis CBS 100218
Lineage: Eukaryota; Fungi; Ascomycota; Dothideomycetes
Exons: 1
Coding region: 1-2007 (668 amino acids)
Biological process (GO): regulation of transcription by RNA polymerase II
Molecular function (GO): DNA-binding transcription factor activity, RNA polymerase II-specific; RNA polymerase II cis-regulatory region sequence-specific DNA binding
Source: RefSeq, a predicted model, not a curated record